Molecule: messenger RNA, 1057 nt
Organism: Mya arenaria
Lineage: Eukaryota; Metazoa; Mollusca; Bivalvia; Myida; Myidae
Product: carbohydrate sulfotransferase 1-like
Exons: 5
Coding region: 56-1057 (333 amino acids)
Biological process (GO): N-acetylglucosamine metabolic process; sulfur compound metabolic process
Molecular function (GO): N-acetylglucosamine 6-O-sulfotransferase activity
Source: RefSeq, a predicted model, not a curated record
GAAUGUUCCACCCAAAAGACACGUAUCGCACUACGACAUAUUACUGAGCGGUUACAUGCGAAGCGGAAGUACCCUAUGCGGUAUGGUACUAGGCUGGCACGCCGACAGCUUCUACGUUUACGAACCGUUAUGGCGACAGGCCCGGUGGACAUAUUGGUACGGUAACUCUACCGUUUGUCGGAGUGACACAUCAGAAUGCAGACAAGUUGAAGCUGGAAAGGCACCGACUGACAAGGGAUUUACGGACAACGUAGGCAACUCACAAGGCUGUUCUCUGGUUCGGGCCAAGCUUAUUUUGUCGAAAAUCUACGACUGCCUCUUUAAUGACUUUGAAAAUGCCGUCUACUCAGAAUUGACCGUUGCAAAACUUGGUGGACCAAGUUGGUUUGGAGUAGGAUCUUGUCUAAAGAAGCGGCGCCCAGCCAAAUAUUGCAUUCACCAGUACGCCCCGAAAACUUGCAAAGCCAAGCUACACCGAGUAACGAAAGUCCUUAGACUAACGGUCGAUAAUUUUGAAUAUCUCCUCAAAGGGAGGGAUAAUGUCAAAGUUAUCCAUUUAUUCAGGGAUCCAAGGGCAAUAAUUAAUUCAAGAAUAGAAACAAAAUGGUAUAAGACCUCAAAAAGUAUCAUAGAAAAUGCGAAGUCCCUGUGUCAUAAGAUGCUUAAAGAUUACCACGAGGGCUUGCAGUUGUUAAUGAAUUAUAAGGAGAAAUUUAGAUUUCUAUACUAUGAAGAUUUAAACGAUAAUCCGUUUAAGAAAGUUGAAAUUUUGUAUAAAUACGUGGGCAUGUCAUUAGACCCUGCCAAGUAUAAAAGCAUACAAAAGUUACCCGUAUUUUCCGAGCAAAAAGCAUCUUCUACUAGAGAAAGUAACACUGCAUUUUGGUGGAGAAAGUCACUAGACUGGGAGAUUGUGAAAGGGGUGGACACAGUUUGUUCUGAGGUUUAUGAAGUUUUAGGAUACAAAGUAUUUGACUCCGAGGAAAACAUGAGAGACUUGACUAUAUCUAGUGUUGAUAUUCCAUCAUUAUUUAGAUUAGAUGCAGAUGGAUUUUAA